GGAUGACGCAAGUCGACAAUGUGGGGCUGCACGUCGGGUCGGUGGUGCAUUGGGCAAAGAGCAAAUCUUGCAGAUCCCGCCGGAAUUAUCGAUAACGCAGAUGCCGAGAUCGCCACCGAUGCCGCUGCAUGUACUGUAUUAAUCAUUUUAACAGACCAAAUGUAGCUACGAAAUAAUAAAUAAUAUCAAGACGACCAAUCUGUCAGCCGUGGGGGGCCGUUUCCAUCGUCGCUGCUGUACGCUUCAAUCAGCCAUACCGAUCAGAUUAAUUCAGUACUACGGUAUUUCCCAGGUACCAAAGAUGCACACUCGGCAUGCAGAUAGACAGGUACAACAAACGAGAUGGAUGAGAAACAAAGUGUCUAUCAGUCUUCAUCAGAUCGAGAGAAGAAAAAACGAUGCUUCGGGCUGCCAGAUCUUGACUCAACUAGGAACAUACUGGUUGACCCUUAAGACCCCAUACCGUAUGCAUCAAGAUGCGGGGUUUAAACGUUCGUCUUGAAACUGGGGCAACUGCAUUCACUUGAUGGCUUCAUUUGAGAGAGUUCAACUAAGCCACUCAGCGCGACGCGGCGAAAAGCUAUUCUCAACCCCAACCCCACCAGUUCCAACAAUAGAAGCCUUGUGUUUUCCAGACAUCGACUAUCUCAAGCCACUUACCUUUCUACCGGAUGCAUAUACGUGGGUAGCUCAUCCGAGGUGGGCAAAUGAACUUUCUAAAACUGUUCUAGGUCGGUAGGUAUGCAAGAACCGACGCUGAGAUUCGUACCUAGUUGGACGUCGAAAUGAGCCACCAUUCCCAGAAAGCGAUCCGACUGCCUCUUGCGCGUGCUGUUAUCAAUUUCAUCAUGGGAUCACCGGGCGGGAAGCCUAGACCACAUUCCUGGUUGGGCCAGAAGUUGAUCAUUCAAAGGAGUAUCAAGUUCGUCAACCACUAAGGAACCACUUAGGCAGGCUAUACCCUCGAGCAGACUGGCAAGUUAUUGAAAUAUCACAGCACGGCCAUUUAUAUAUUCCUCCCAAGAGCUGGAAUUACGUGGACUCGUUAUGGAUCUCGUCUGCUGUGUGAGAUCACAAAAAUGCCGUCAUACCUGGAAAGCCAGAUCUCGGCAUUUGAUUCUGGUCCUGUAGAUGCGGAUGUUCCAGCCUGCAUUGUCCUAACUGGUUGGUACGGAAAUUGCCAGCGCCGCACAGUCUAGUACCGUGGCUUUAACAGCACCAAUGUGGUGGAGGCCAGGGCCCGGUUCGACCAGCAGCGCGGUACAAGUCGGCCUUCUCGAAGAAAUUCAUGAAUACUGAGAUCCAUGGCCAUAAUAUAGUCGGGUGUGCCGGCGUACAGCUCGACGACAACAUCUAUAAACCUGAUCCCAAUUACUCCCGAGAACAGCAGCUUGAUAUAUGCCGUGUACGCACGAACCAGUGGGAAUGAUACGAGACCACUGUGAUUCGUUCCCUGUGCCGUGAAAGAAUGCCGACCCAUGGGAAACGGGGAAAAACUUCGCCUCCUUCCCCCGCAGCACACGAGCUUCCAAGAAACCGCCUCGACCGCCCUCUUACUCGUGGUCAAGUUCCCUGCGCCCAUGGCACCCUGCCCGCAAAUCUUGGUCCGUCCGGCAGACCCCUGAUGCUCCCCCUCAUCGCCCAACGCAAACCUGCGACUGGCACUCAAUCGCGCCAUUUGAACGCCCACUUUGCCGACGUCCAGUACUCACAGUGUAUCAGAAACCCGGGUUGAGGCUAACAAACAGCCCUCCUUCCUGCUGAGGUCCGAGACUGCACUGGGUCAACGCCUAUUGGAGGGGUGUGACCAUUCACUGCUGCUGGAUGGCGCAAAUCCUCUGACGGGUGAGGAGAUUGGGUUGGUUGCGACGCGAGGGGUGACCUUGUAUAUCGGUGAGAAUGACCAUUGGAGCAGGGAACAAAGUGCAUCAGAAAUUUCAGACGCCCAUAAAUAUCUCCCC
Molecule: messenger RNA, 1961 nt
Organism: Pyricularia oryzae 70-15
Lineage: Eukaryota; Fungi; Ascomycota; Sordariomycetes; Magnaporthales; Pyriculariaceae
Exons: 4
Coding region: 1469-1735 (88 amino acids)
Source: RefSeq, a predicted model, not a curated record